Aspergillus candidus is the source of this 921-nucleotide messenger RNA. Its product is annotated as DUF3716 domain-containing protein. The transcript has 3 exons. The coding region runs from base 1 to 921 and encodes 306 amino acids. NCBI's taxonomy places the organism in Eukaryota, Fungi, Ascomycota, Eurotiomycetes, Eurotiales, Aspergillaceae. The record is from RefSeq and is a predicted model, not a curated record.
AUGAAGAAGUUCAACCGCCCCGUUGAAAUUGUUCCCGGCGUCGGCAGUGAUGACCUACCUUUGAAUCAUUUCAGUACGGAGAACUUCAGCCGACUCCCCGUGGUCCGUAAUCUAGACUGGCGGGUCGACACGGCCGGCAAUCCUAUCAGGAGGGGGUUGAAAGACGCAAUAGGCUUCGUGGCUGCAUUUGGACACACUCGAGGCCAGGAAGCUUGGGAACGGUGCGCCUUCUGUAAGACAGGCAAGGGGCCCUGGGCUUCUUGCAUCGUCAUCUCGGAUCCUGUCAACCCAGACGCGAAGUACAACGGUUAUUGCUCCAACUUCCCGGUGGCUACGUCUGAUGACGAAGACGAAUUUCCGAAUAUCCGACAGCCUGACGAUGACAACGACCCGACCUACGAACUCACUACUGCUGUUGCAUCGUCGCUGCUGUAUAACAAUGAAAGCGAUGAUGACCUGCCGCUGCUUAGAGGUCUGGGAACUGACACGGUUCAAAAUUCGACCCUAAGCUCAGGAAAAUGUCCUAAGGCCGCUGGGACACUUGAGAAAAACAAGCGCGCCUCAUCCAAGUUCCAUGUCCCACCACAAAGGGAAAUCUUGCCUAAACCAAGAGUCAUAAAGCAGGAACUGCAAGGUGGGUGUUUCGAGGGCACAAGGGGCAAUGUGUCAACCGUCCCUACCUCACAGUCUCCUGCCAUUACUAGAUUACCCUUGAAUAUCAAAAAACCUUCUAGCUCUGUUGCGCUUCCCCGUCGCGAAGUAGCUGUUCCAUUCCCUCUUGGUGCCGACGCGUUUGACAAUUUGGAGCUUUUGAAGCAUGCCGAAAAGGAUAUGCUGGGGCACAUUGAGAAGAUCCGCAAGCGAAUUACGAUGCUGGAGGCGCAGCAGAUGGAGCAUCAUGAUCCUUGGGCUUAUGUUUAA